This is a messenger RNA of Heterocephalus glaber (naked mole-rat), 2580 nucleotides long. It is a transcript of the gene Ankrd23, whose product is annotated as ankyrin repeat domain 23. Gene Ontology annotation, molecular function: transcription cis-regulatory region binding; protein binding. Gene Ontology annotation, cellular component: nucleus. Gene Ontology annotation, biological process: positive regulation of transcription by RNA polymerase II. The record is from RefSeq and is a predicted model, not a curated record. Lineage: Eukaryota; Metazoa; Chordata; Mammalia; Rodentia; Bathyergidae.
CAGGCCACAAUCCCAGAUGGGUAUUUUGGUCCAUGUGACAAGCCCCCAGAGUCAUCUGGCCUUGGCCAUCCCCAGGAGUCAGCUCCCCUAUAAAAGGGCCUAUCGUCAUGCUCCUCUGGUGGGGGUGUGGAGAGCAGCAGGGACCAUGGACUUCAUCAGCAUUCGGCAGUUGGUGAGUGGAGAAAGAGAUGAAGAGAAAGUGUUGGGGUUUGGACACUCAGCUCCCGGUCCGAGAGGCAGGCCUUGUGACUGGAGGCUGGGGCCCCACGAGGCCGUGGCCUGGGAGAAGCUGAAACAGGAGGAAGACAAGAGAUUGGAAAAAUUCAACAGUUCCAGAAUGAAUCUGGAGACACUGGCAGACUUAGAAAACUUGAUUCAAAGACAGAGAAAAAAGCGACUAAGACGGAGAGUCCCUCCCAGGGAAUCUGAGCCUGAGGCUGAGCUGCAGCCCCAGGGCCAGCAGAAACCUGUGGACCUAGAGAUGUUCCUGAAGGCAGCUGCUGAGAAUCAGGAUUCCCUGAUUGACAAAUACCUGACAGAUGGAGGGGACCCCAGUGCCCAUGACAAGCUGCACCGCACGGCCUUGCACUGGGCCUGCCUGAAGGGUCACAGCCAGCUGGUGAGCAAGCUGCUGGCAGCCGGGGCCGCAGUGGACGCGAGUGACCUGCUGGACAAGACCCCUGUGUUCUGGGCCUGCCGGGGAGGACACCUGGACAUCCUCAAACAGCUGCUCAACCAGGGAGUCCAGGUCAAUGCCCGGGACAAGAUCUGGAGCAUCCCCCUCCACGUGGCAGUGCGAACAGGCCAUUCCGACUGCCUCAAGUACCUCGUGGAGUGUGGGCCCCACACUGAUGCGCAGGACAAGAUAGGUGCUGGGUUUUUCAGGAGACUGGGUGAAGGGGCUGCCCAAAAGGGGCUGCCCGAGCUGCCUGCCUAGGGGCCAGGAUGCAGGCAGGAGGGGACCUCCCUUCUCCACACAAGGGAGACACAGCUCUCCAUGAAGCCGUGUGCCAAAGUCACUACAAGGCCAUGAAGCUGCUGCUGCUGUAUGGAGCAAAGCUGGGUGUGCAGAACGUGGUUCGUGUGGCUGGCAAGGCCUGGGGUGGGGUGAGGCUGGGGGUACAGGAGGACUGAAUCAGCAUCCUUGUUCCAGGCCUCCCUGACCCCCAUCCAGCUGGCCCAAGACUGGCAGCGGGGCAUCCGGGAAGCACUGCAGGCCCACAUCGGGCACCCCUGAACCCAGUGCUGACUACACAGACCCACGGGGUCACUCAGUCGCCAUUCCAGCCCCCUGGGCUCUCUGCACCACACCUCGUAGUCCUCGGCCUCAGUCCUAUUCCUCUUGGGCCCAAGGCAGCCCUGUGAGGGCCGGCUGGUAGAGGCCAGGCGCCUGCUGUGUGGAGCACUGCAAUCCCUGCUGGGCCGAGGCUGGGAUGGGCUGAUGCAGGGACCACAAGCAGUGGGUGGCAAAGUGGCACAGAGUGGGAACAGGGCUGGAGCAGGAAGUGAUCCAGUGGUGCAGAAGACUACAUCUCCCAGUGUCCCCUCAGCCUCAGCGUGGGAGACCAGCUCGGUGGAGGGCAAGGUCUGGUCUCCUGCACGGUGACAUAGAGGUGGCUGGCAGUUGCAUCCCAGACACACGAGGAGACCACUCGAGACCAUGCCGGCACAGGCACUGGUGUGGCUGCUGCUGCCCCAGGUGGGUCUCUGGGCCAUUGGUGGCAACCUGAUGGGUCCAGAGCAGCUCUGGUCCUCGGGACUUAGUGGGCUCUGGGGUCUGCAGGGCCCUCAGGGCUUGAGGCCCACGGGACAGAAGCCAGAACCCUCCAGGUUGCCUCAGAGGCCAAGGGACGGCACCGGUUUGGCUGGGGUUGCUUGUAGCCCACUCAACUCUUGGGGCGGCCGCAACCCUGGCUUCCCUGGGGCUCUGCUGCCCCCUGGUGCUGGAGCCCUGCAGCUGCCCCGCCUCUGCUCCACCUUCCCUCCCUCCAUCCCUCCCCUCCCCCACUAGCAGCACACUGAGGAGCUCUGCGCCCAGCUGGCAGCAGGGCAGGAAGGGACACCUGGACACCAUCCUGCCCUGGCCUGUGGGCCCCACUCUACAACCUCUCCUGACCGGCUCCUUCUCUUCCACUCCUCCCAGUAUAAACAUGUACACUGGCAGGGUUGGCUCCUUAAAUGCCCUUAACAGAACCACAGGCUGGAGGAGGGCGAAACGACAGAGGCUCAGCCUCCCUCAGGCGGUCCUGGGUCGUAGGCAGCACCCAGGGUGGCGUCCAUCCAUUCAGCAGCAGUUAUUCCUAGUGUGACCAUGGUAGGCUUCUCAGGCCAGAACAAGGCUACCACUACUAUGUGAAAAUGCCGACGUGCGCCUGCUCUGGGCCACACACCUGUCCAUGGGCAGCUCCUGCCCUGUGGUAACAGAACCUGUUUGCACCAUGACACAGGUGCCACGGGCAAAACAGGAACUUAAGUCUACGGAAAUGACAAGUCCUCAUCUAGAAAUGAGGACACUCAAGUGACAAACAAAAGCACCUUUUUAUACGGAUCAGUACUUUUCAUUAAAUUGGCUAUCCAUCA